Agelaius phoeniceus (red-winged blackbird) is the source of this 1492-nucleotide messenger RNA. Lineage: Eukaryota; Metazoa; Chordata; Aves; Passeriformes; Icteridae. The record is from RefSeq and is a predicted model, not a curated record.
UAACGACUGUCAUUCCUCUGUAAGAAUGUCUGGGGGUGGAGUCUGCUGGAGCAGGCUGCAUAAAAGCCUGCAGGAUUUCCAGCUGCCUCAGCCUGCAAGCAGCAUGAACUGCAGCCUGCCACACCGGGUGCUGCUCGGCUCUCCGAUGGAGGGGCAGCAGGACAGGUUGUGCCUGCAGCCUCUCUGGGACUUCGUCACCGCAAAGGAGCCGUUGAUCAGGUCACCAUUUUUUCCAGUGCUGUUUUCUUUUACAGCAUACAUGGCUUUCUGUCUUCCAUAUGUUGCGCUGGACUUUUUAAGCAUUAGACUACCAGACUUGAGAAAAUACAAAAUCCAGCCACAGACCUAUCCAAGUCUUGGAAUGAUGGUGCCUUGCAUUAUUCAAAGUGUGUAUCACCAUGUUGUUUUGAUCUUCCCGGUGACAUUUCUGCACUGGUACUGGAGACCCAUGGAUCUACCAGUGGUAGCUCCAGAGCUGCCUGAAGUCCUGCUGCAAGUAGCAGUUUGUCUGCUGCUAUUUGAUUUCGAGUACUUCCUGUGGCAUUUGCUUCAUCACAGGGUGCCUUGGCUCUACAAGACCUUCCACAAGGUGCAUCACAAGCACGUGUCGACGUUUGCACUUACUACUCAGUAUUCCAGCGUGUGGGAGUUGCUGUCACUGGGAUUUUUUGCUGCUAUAAACCCACUGCUCCUGGGAUGCCAUCCUUUGACGGAAAUGAUUUUCUUCCUUGUAAACAUUGGUUUGUCAGUGGAGGACCAUUCUGGAUAUGACCUCCCAUGGUCAACUCACCGACUUGUGCCUUUUGGAUUGUAUGGAGGAGCACCACAUCAUGAUCUCCACCAUCUGAAAUUCAAAUCAAACUAUGCUCCUUACUUCACACACUGGGACAAACUCUUUGGGACAUUCACGGAGUCACAUUCUAAUUAAGAAUAUUUACCUGUGGAUGAACUCUUAUUUUUAAUAGACUAAAAAAAUGGGACAUUAUUUUUUUAAAGAGAUAAAGAAGAUUGUAUAUUUGAAGCUGCCUACAAAAGCAAUAGCUAUUUAUAACAAAUCCUUUUAAUAUAUUUGUGUAUUUGUGUGUGUACUUGGAACUGCCUGUGUUAAAUGACUGCAAAUGGAAAAGUGACUAUCUGUUGCUUAAAUUUGAGUCUAAGGUUUAAGGGAAGCAUUAAGAGACAUUCUUUCUCCUUUCCUUCUUUUCAGCUUUCAUAAAGCAUCUAUCAUGUUACUGUAUGAUGUUUUAUACAUACGCCAGAACAUUAUCUUACUGUUGUAGGAUGAUUUAUGAUGUAAACAGAAAAAGUACACAUCAUGGAUUUUGUGGAGUUUAAUCUGCCAGAAAAAAUUGUUAUGCAAUGAUUUUGCAAAAUAUUGCUGUCAAGUCAGGGUGGUUGGCUAACUGUUAAAUGAUUUUGAUAUUUAUAUUUUUUACCUUGAUGUACUGUCUCUUUCUAAUAGAGAAUAAAUAUGCUCAUUCUUUUAAAAUCA